Musa acuminata subsp. malaccensis (wild Malaysian banana) is the source of this 2294-nucleotide messenger RNA. RefSeq lists its product as uncharacterized. The record is from RefSeq and is a predicted model, not a curated record. Lineage: Eukaryota; Viridiplantae; Streptophyta; Magnoliopsida; Zingiberales; Musaceae.
ACCUUCCUUGAUCCACACAUACUUCAUCAUUCUUCCUAGUUCAGUUGCAGGACACAUUGACACUAGAUCGAUGCCAGUGCAGGUUAUCUGAGAGGGCUAAACAAGAGAGAUCGAUGCAGGUCUUCCCCUACAGGUGGAGGCUAAUAUGGAAUGACUGGGAUCUCCGGUCAUUUAUCUUGAUCAGCUUGAGCUUGCAGAUCAUCCUCAUCUUCUCCGGGAGCCUCAGGAAGCGCGUCGUCUCCAGCUGGAUCAGCCUCAUUCUCUGGUCCGCCUACCUGCUCGCCGACUGGGUCGCCACCUUCGCCCUCGGCAUCCUCUCAAAUACCCAAACCGACUCUGGCUGCACCUCUUCCUCUCACACCCAGAACGACGACCUCCUCGCUUUCUGGUCGCCUUUCCUUCUACUACACCUCGGCGGUCCUGAUACCAUCACGGCUUUCUCCCUCGAGGAUAAUGAGCUGUGGCUGAGGCACUUGCUGGGACUCGUGUUUCAGGUUGCUGUGGCUUUCUACGUCUUCGUUGGUUCCUUGCCGCAAACCAGGCUCAAGUCCCCAGCGGCCAUGAUGUUUCUCGCCGGGAUUCUCAAGUACGGCGAGAGGUCAUGGUCCCUCAUGUGUGCGAGCAUGGACUGCUUGCGAAACUCCAUGGUCACGCCCCCCGACCCCGGCCCCAACUACGCCAAGUUCAUGGAGGACUAUGCGGCGAUGUCCGCCGCCGGACUAAGAACGGAGAUUGAGAUGAAGAAAGAGCCAGAAUCGAGACCGCGGUCAUUGGAUACAUUGGUGGAGGAGAUCCGCACAGUCACGAUGGUGACGAAAGCUCAUCAGUUCUUCCACACUUUCAAGCGCCUUAUCGUCGACCUCAUCCUCAGCUUCCACGAUCGAAACGAGAGCCAGUCCUUCUUUCUCAAGCGCUCUCCCAUCCAGGCUUUCAAGGUGAUCGAGAUCGAGCUCUCCUUCGUGUACGAGAUGCUUUACACCAAGUCCACCGUCCUUCAUACUGUUGCUGGCCCUGUCCUUCGUUUCACCAGUUUCUUCUUCAUUCUCACUGCUCUUCUGCUUUUCUUGUUCACCGAAAAGCACGGAUACAAAGAGAUCGACAUUAUAAUUACUUACACGCUCUUAGCAGGAGCUCUUGCUCUCGAGAUCUAUUCUGUUGGUCUGUUGAUAUUCUCGGAUUGGGCCUCUCUCAGGCUGAAAGAUCUCGGAUAUCCCCGACUUUCCAACAUGGUCUCUGCCAUAAACUCUUUCUUCCGGCCACCCAACAAGCCCAGAUGGUCUAAUUCCAUGGCGCAGCAUAAUCUCAUUAGCUUCUGCCUCCAACACCGUCCAUCCCCAUUUAACAGAUUCCUCCACUUCCUCACGGUAAAAGAAGCAUGGGACAGGUACUGGCAUACCAGCUAUUGCCCUGUUACCGACGAACUGAAAGAAUUCGUCUUCGAGGACCUCAAGAACAAAUCCAUCGGCGCAGAUGAUUCCAAAGGCUACAAGCGUUUCAGCACCUGCAGAGGUAGAUGGGCUCUGCAGCAGAAGGGGCAUCUGAAGGAACUUGGCUGGAGCGUGGAGGUGGAAUUCGACGAAAGCAUUCUGUUGUGGCACAUUGCCACUGAUCUCUGCUUUUACUCCGACGACACCAACCAGUCGACGGAUACGCUUUCUCACCGAAGGAUCAGCAAGCGUGCGUCGGACUACAUGCUGUACCUUCUCGUCGUGCGGCCUUUCAUGCUGACCGCUGGGAUUGGACAGAUCAGGUACGGGGACACCUGCGCGGAGGCCAAGAACUUCUUCUCGCGUGGUGUGGAGACGCCAGAUCUGGAACAAGCCUGCGAGAUGCUUCUUUGCGUGGAGACCAAAGUCCCGCCUGUGCAGGUGAAAGGGGACCGAAGCAAAUCGGUGUUGUUCGAUGCCUGUAUGCUAGCAAAAGACUUGCUGGAGGUGGAGGAGCAAAGAAGAUGGAAGUUAGUGAGUGCAGUAUGGGUGGAGAUGCUAUGUUACGCCGCAAGCAAUUGCAGAGGGUACUUCCACGCGAAGCAGCUCAGCGCCGGUGGAGAGCUGCUCACGAUGGUGUGGUUUCUAAUGGCCCAUUUAGGAAUAGGGGAGCAGUAUCGGAUCGAAGAAGGGCAUGCAAGGGCCAAAUUGACGAUAGAGAAGUAAUUACGCUCUCCCACUACAGCUCUAUUCUAUCAUCGAGUAAAAUCUAUCAACAUGUAGUCGAUUGGAUUGAUGCAUGUAAUCCACCGAGAUGAUAUGUUGGAGUUAUCUGAAAAUAUAGUCAAAUAUGAUAUUUGAUUUGCA